This is a messenger RNA of Budorcas taxicolor (takin), 582 nucleotides long. RefSeq names its product ripply transcriptional repressor 2 (gene RIPPLY2). Gene Ontology annotation, biological process: embryonic pattern specification; negative regulation of transcription by RNA polymerase II. Bases 1 to 579 code for a protein of 192 amino acids. NCBI's taxonomy places the organism in Eukaryota, Metazoa, Chordata, Mammalia, Artiodactyla, Bovidae. Gene Ontology annotation, cellular component: nucleus. The transcript has 3 exons. The record is from RefSeq and is a predicted model, not a curated record.
AUGGAGGUCGCGAAACGUACGGAGAGCCGAAGCAGCCAGUGCGCGCACCUCUGUCGCCCGCCGCCAGCUCCGGAUCUUCCGAUGCAGCACAGGGGCGCGGACUCCGGGUACAGCGCCUUGGCCCCGCCUCGCGCUUACCCUGCUCCAUCCCUCCCGCCUGCGCCUUCCCGGCUCCUCCCCUCGGCUCUCCCAGCCCCACACCCUCCCCGCCCUGGCUCAGCUGCGGUCAGGUCUCCUGGGUCUAGGUUCGCAUUUUUUCUGCGCGCCCUGUGCUCCCCACCUCGCAGAUCCGCAGUCUUCUGGAGACCGUGGACUGAAGACGGAGGAGAGAAGGAGCAGGAGGCACCGCACCACGCCGUGGAGGCGAUGCCAGAUGGCCUCGGAAUAACGGACGCCUCAGGAAAGCUUUCCCAAUACAGACACCCAGUCAGACUAUUUUGGCCAAAAUCAAAGUGUUAUGAUUACUUAUAUCAAGAAGCAGAAGCUCUUCUGAAAAAUUUUCCAAUUCAAGCCACAAUUUCAUUUUAUGAAGAUUCUGAUAGUGAAGACGAAACUGAGGAGCUGAUCUGUGAAAAUUAACCU